Molecule: messenger RNA, 1593 nt
Organism: Prorocentrum cordatum
Lineage: Eukaryota; Dinophyceae; Prorocentrales; Prorocentraceae
Source: the annotation of a GenBank genome assembly
AUGCUUCGCGGAGUCCGUUGUCGUCACGGCCAUCCACUAUUGGUUCUGCGAUUAUGGCUGACGGGUUUCAUCUUGCGGAGACGGCCCCAGGCAGGUUUCAUCCUAACGUCUCGCCGGCUCUUCCAGGUCACGAAGAGGCCAGCGUACAGGGACAUCUUCGGCAGGGUUGAGCCGCUGAUCAAGAUGGACGUCCUGGUCCACGACAGCGGGCUCACCUACAGCUCUAUGACGAUGGAGGCGUACGUGCCGGCGUGGCGCCGCUGGAUGGCGUGGAUUCUGCGGAUGCAGUUUUUCCGCCAGGGCCAGGUCAUCGUCCAGGGCUCCCGCGGCAUCUUCAAGCUCUGGCGCGUCAUCGGGGACACCCGCGAGACGUUCGAGCACUUGUCGAGGAUCCACUUCAUGCAGAAGAUCGUGGGCCUGAAUGCCCACGAGGGCCAGGAGAAGAUGCGGGCGGAGAAGGAGCAGGGCCAGGACGAGCUGCCCGACCCCACCUGCUCGUGCUGCUGCUGCCCCUACACGCCGCCGCCCGUGGCCAUGAAGGGCGACAACCUCCUCGACCGGUACGCGUACCGAUUCAAGGGCGAGAAGAAUGUCUACACCCGCAAGUUGGCAAUAAGGCCCUCGACGUGCGGCGAGCUCUGCUGCGGCAGGGGCUGCAACAUCGAGUGCAGCUGCUGCUGCUGCUGCCAGCUGGACGAGCUGCUCACCGAGCUGACGAUGAGCACGCACCGGGUCAUCGUGGAGCAGCGUGCCGUGCAGCGAUACUGCCGCUUCUUCGCCUGCUGCCGGACAACGCCAAACUUGCGAGUCACGAUGCUCGCCCACAUUAAGGCCUCGGCGUACUUGCGAGAUCAGCCGUCUCAGGCAUGGGGCUUGCAGAAGCUGCGAAUGGACCUGCAGAUCAAGCUGCUGAACAAAGGCGCGCGCGAGUACCCUGCCGGCUUGAUGCUGAACCAGAAGCCCUACCUCAUUCUCAGCAAGAAGAAUUUGCCAAUCGUGGACAAGCUCUGGGUCGAGAAUAUUUGCUACUUCUACGACCUGAUCACGCAGAGGGUCGAUUUCGAGUCCGACGACGAGGGUGACUCCGAAGAGGAAAACUCCGCAGAUGAGUCGUACGAAGAAGAGGAGCACGACCCGGAUGCGUUUGACAAGGAUCCAAGCUUGUCUGACGGCUCCUCGACGGGCAAGGGCAAGGGCAAGGGCAAGAAAGGUAAGAAGGGCAAGAGCAAGAAGGGCAAGAGCAAGAAGGACGCUGGGCCAGAUCCAUUCCCGUCAGAACUGCAGGACAGCGAUGACUCUGGCGGGGAGCAGGGCGCUUCACCUUCGGCGACGAAGGGUAAGGGAAAGAGCAAGGACAAGAGCAAGAGCAAGAGCAAGACGGGCAAGGACAAGGACAAGGGCAAGAACAAGAAGGGUGCGGAGGACAGAGAUGAGCCCGACGAGGAGGAAGUCGUUUCUGACGAGCCAUCUUCUGCGGCGAAGGGCAAGGGCAAGGACAAGGACAAGAGCAAGAGCAAGAAGGGCAAGAGCAAAAAGGGUUCGCAGGAGCGCGCGCGGCUCCUCGGGGACGACUCGGGGGAGGACUCCCAGUGA